Portunus trituberculatus (swimming crab) is the source of this 5853-nucleotide messenger RNA. Its product is annotated as RUN domain-containing protein 1-like. Bases 214 to 2523 code for a protein of 769 amino acids. The transcript is spliced from 14 exons. NCBI's taxonomy places the organism in Eukaryota, Metazoa, Arthropoda, Malacostraca, Decapoda, Portunidae. The record is from RefSeq and is a predicted model, not a curated record.
UCCAUUAACCCGCAUGGAGAUACGAGAUAAGGGAGAUAUGGCGAGUAAUAAUGUCCCGCCCACACACUCACUCUCCCAGACAGAUGCACUCACCAACGUGGCUCUACCAUAUGCUUCAUUAUAGCUCAAAUUCGUGUUUUGCGUGCGUGUACGUGUGGUGAGGUGAUAAUGUUCGUGUGUAUGUAACCGUCCACACAGCUGUCAGUGUCUGGCAUGGCGGCCGGUGACCUCGUGCUGGACAUGAUCAAGACACACAGCCGCUAUGAUGUGCCUGAGGACAUCACACUCUCCUGCCAUGAUGUCCCUGAAUGCUCUAACUUCCCAAGGGGGGUAAGAACUUCCAGGCCUGUAGAACCAAUAGAACCUAUAGAAAAAGAGGUAAAUGGAUCACUCAAAGAUACAAACAUGUCAGACUGGCCUGGAGAGCAAACAGAACCAACAGAUUGGCCAACGGAAAAGUCAGAAAUCCCAGACUGGUCAGAAAAAAAGAAUGAGAACUUUGCAGACUUUAAGGAGAGGGUCUUUUUGAACACCUGGGAAUAUAAUGGCACUAGAUGUGACCUGUCCAACGAGGAGAGUCCAGACAACCGCACCACUGACGAUGAGGAGUUGAGCAGCCGUGGAAGUGGCCAGAAGGAUGCAGGAAACCAUGCCUUUGAUCAGAAUGACCCAGUAAACCACAUGAUGGGUCAGGACACCACCACAGACAAUGCAUCAUUUAAAUACAAGGGUGACGGGAGCCAGACAGAGCCAAGGACAAGUGCCAUUGGUCGGCCGGUGGUGGAGGUAGAGGAGGACUGGUGGGAUGGUGAGGGGCAGCCGACGGGUGAGCGCUGGCCACCACUGGGUGCUCCGGAUGACCGAGUGGAGGAUGGAUGCUCCUAUGAUUCUUGGUACAGGCAGGGCAGGAGCUGUGAGGGUGAGGAUGGAAUUGGUGCAGCAGAGAGAGAGCGACUGAGACAGCUGGAGGAGGAGCAGGACCAACUCAGCAACUCCCUCAUGGCUCUCACCUCUCACUUUGCCCAGGUACAGUUCCGGCUGAAGCAGAUUGUCCACGCCUCACCUGAGCAGAAAGAGGAACUGCUCUCUCAGCUUGAAGAGUUUGCUAACCGAGGGAUUCCUGACAUAAGGGCCCACACUGCUGUCUGUUUGCCUGGCAAGGGAGGCACCGAGGAGGACGGGGAACAGAACGAUAGCAUGAGCACUAUGAACAAACAGAAGGAACUCAUCUCACAACUGAAGCAACAACUCGAUGACCUUGAGCUCUACGUGUAUGAGACAGGCGAGGGUGGCCCACCCCAGGCACAGGUCAUGGAGCGGCAGAGGGUCAUCAUAGAACAACUGAAGGACCGUCUAAACCUGAAUGUUGACGAAACGGACAAACUCACCCUGGAGGACUUGAGGCAGCAGGUGGAUCGCAAUGUGAGAGAGCUCAUCAACCCACUCAAGAUGAAAGAACAAUUGGUUGCUCAACUUCAGACACAAAUUUCAGACUUGGAGAGGUUCAUAAAUUUCCUGCAGGGGGAGGGAGGGAGCGUGAGAGGGGUGCGGCAUCCACCCCGACCCAUGACAACACCCCCCAAGGCAGCAGCAAGUGGAGGAGACACACGCCAUCAGGAGAAGCGAUCCAGAACUGAGCAGAGGAAGGAGCAGCAUAAGUCUGAGGCUGAGCAGCUGCGGCGGGAGACGGCCAGCGUGGUGGAGCGAGCCACAACGCUGCUCAACAUGCUGUCCUUUGGCUGCGGUGAAAAUGGACGCACCAAAUUCAGACGCAACACACUAAAGAAGACACCCCAGGGCAGCCAUUACGGGGACAUCCGAGCUGCUUUGGAGUUGGCAGUAGUGCAGGUAGAAGAGUCAAUCCGCCCAGACCCGAGUGGAGACAGUGACCAGACGAGUGACUCAGAGGAGGAAGUGGAGGGCGAGGAGGGGAAUGUGGGUCUUGGUGCACGGGCGGAGGUGACCAUGGCUGUGAGGAAACACCUGACACCGGCACUGAGGGACUUGAUGCAGCACGGACUGAUGCCGGUGGGACAAAGCCAGUCGUUAGUUCCGUUCCUGAGUUGCCUGCCCCACCCACCCUCCCACCGGCCCUCCAAGCUGAUGCAUGCCUGGGACCUCAUCUUGCAGUAUUACCACCUCAAGAAGGGACACCAGUAUAACCGCACACCUGCCAGGAGACUCAGCCAGAGCUUCAACCUGGAGAUCACUGGUGGUGGAGUAGUGACCAAUAAACAGUCUCUACUUGGUGUCAUUGGCUCCAUCAUCUCCACUCACACUCCUCUCAAGAGAUCCUUUGAUUCGCACCUCAAGGCCUUUGUAUCGUCUGGUCUAAAUCAGAAGAAGCUGGUGGUAUGGCUGCGGCUAAUAUUCCGCACGCAGGCACUGAUGGAGCAGUUCUACCAGCCUUGGAGUUCGCCAGUCUUACAGGAUUCGAGGAUGCUCUCCGCUCUCUGGAUCGACUCACACCCCACAACUUCCGCCUGCCUGUUGACUUGGCUGUCCGUCCAUUCCAGAACAUGAGGGAUGCUUUCUGAGGUGUCCCCUUGGCAGCUGCAGUGGAAGGGACAGGAUGCUGGGACAGUAUUAUUCAAUUCAUCCUCAUGGAAACAUAUCUUGUCAUUCUGCUUCACUGCAUGUUUGUGGACUAGGAAGUGAUUGUGAUGAGUGUGUGAUGGUGAAUGGAGGUAGACAAGUAACUAUAUAGAAGCACUACAUGGAGAACAUAUCUUGUCAGUUUGCCAAUAUGCAUAGAUGUGCCAUAACAGAUGUAACAAAUACUAUUAAUGUGUAAGGGAGAGGUUGUAAAUGGCUUAACACACACAUGCACAGACACACAGACACCAAAAAAAUAGUAAUUUCAACAAUACACAAAAUUAGAGACAUAUAUGACAUAAUAACAUAAAACAUCAUACAUUAUCAUACUGUGUAGCUGAGAGUUUGAAUGGUUAUAGUAAGAGAUGGUAAUAGUGAACUAAUUUAGUAGUGUGCUAUGUGAGAGGAAAUUGCAAGGAACAAGUGCCUGUAUGUAGUGAGUGCAGGACUGAGUGUGUUUAGUCAAGGAACAGAGCCUCAUCCAGGCAUGCAGGUGUGGAGUGUUCCAGCCUUCUGAAUAUAAGGAAGCCUGUAGCCAUUGAGGGUGCAGCUUUGAAUUGGUUCUUUAAGAGACAGCUGUGAGUCAUGAUUGGCAAGGAUAGCUCCAGUGGGAUAGCUUUGUCUGUCUCACACUUCAAUGCCUUUGUAUGAUGUGUUCUAAAAUAAGCUCUUGUGACACUUCAUCAGCUGCUCUGGAUAUAUGCUCUUCUAUCCUUAUUUGUCUCCUCACACCUCAUGGGUGUUGUGUGCCUCCACAGUCUUCCCACUUGAUAUCAAUCCCAUGUAUGUGUGGGCACCAGUGAGGCUUGUAAGUGAUGGAGGACUGUUGACUUCAGGCUUGGAUUAUUGAUAUGUCUCACUCUGACUGACCAUUGAGCAGGUCGUUGCUGAUAUGACCAUAGCGCAAGGCCUUGUUACUUGAGCUAGCUGUGGUCACAGUCAUCCUAAUGUCCUCAGCUGUCCCCCAUUAAGAUAUUUGACUGCUGUCCCUCUGGUAUGCUAUCAUGGACAGACCCUUGGGGAAGCUAGUAGAAGCAAGCAUCUGAUAUGCAGGCCUGAAUUUGGCACUGUGGAAGGUACAUGUGUUCUUUUGACUAAGUGUAUGAAAAAUUGUGAAGGAAAUGAGGAGAGAAUGUUGAUAUUGACAGAUGGGUGUGUAUUUAUUAAUGAUUUAUUUACCUAUUUAAACAAAGUGAAAAGUAAUGAUGUACCUUAUGCUCUGUGCACUGCAAAGCAGACAGUUGAAUAUAAGAUGAGUGACAUUGUGAUCAAGCUGUAAUGGAUAGAAUGACAGGUGGCUGGCAUGGCAACCUUUAUGGAUGUGAAUGCCAUUGCUAAUCUUCAGUGACACUUCCUGGCCUGCUCUUGUUGCAGUUGUCAUUGUUUCCUUCAGCUUACCUCUGAAAAGUUCCUUGUUCAUUAACACCAUGAAAUGAGCCAACACUGCAUAGACUGUAGUAAACUUUAUGGGAGAACCACUCACUCAGCAUAACUGACAUAUGAUGCCAGCCAGCUGUCACCUCCUGCCCCCAUGGACUUGGUCACAUGGUUAUAGUAUUUCUAGCUAGAAGAUGCCAUGGUGCGAUUCAUAUAGCAAGAAAUCUAGAUGAAAUUAAGAUGUCAUCAUUCAGUCACUUAUGUCAAAAUAUACUUGUAGCAGAGAGAGAGAGAGAGAGAGAGAGAGAGAGAGAGAGAGAGAGUACAUAUACUGGUCCUCUCUCUCUCUCUCUCUCCUACACAUCACAAAACUACCAGCCACACUUCUGCUGAUACCAUACCCAUGACCCAUACCUGUGCACAUUUUACAUAACCACUUCCUGGGUGUUCUGCCACUACCUGUUGGUACCUGCCACACACAGGGGAGAAGCUGUCAGUUUCCACGCCAGACUUACUUGGUGUUCCUGUGUGUAUUUCAUUAUGUUUGACAAUGGUGGUCUGUAAGUUCAGAUUUGUGUUUGACAUUUGUGUUCGAGAGAGAGAGAGAGAGAGAGAGAGAGAGAGAGAGAGAGAGAGAGAGAGAGAGAGAGAGAGAGAGAGAGAGAGAGAGAGAGAGAGAGAGAGAGAGUGAGUGAGUGAGUGAGUGAAUGAGUGAGUGAGUGAGUGAGUGAGUGAGUGAGUGAAUUUUAGUUUAACCAGUAGACCGUGUAAUACAGAGAGAUCUGCUAAGUAUGUACAAUUAAGGGAAAAGGUUAUGCAGUUUUUCUUGAGGUGUUCAUUACCAAAUCAAGACUAACAACUACCUGCUGGUGUUUGGUCUGCUGUGAAGUGGAGGUUGUCAUCUGUAGUGUGUGGUUAUAGGUAAACCAAGGAUGUUGCACUAUUAUCAUUGUGUCAUGUAGUGCAGUGGGUUUAUCCAUGUUUUAUUUGAUAUUGUUCUCUUGAGUCCCAAUUGUUUUGAGAUCAUCAUUUGACUGACCACUUCACUAAGUCUACAAUAUCUACUACUAAAAUUUGUUUUAUUCUCAAUUUAGUUCACUAUAAAGCAACUUUACCAUUGUGUAUUGUUUGCUCUUAAAUUGGAGAAUUACUUGGUAGAUUGAGACAUUUUAAUGCUAAAUGAAUAUUUGCAUUAUUUCAGCUGCAUGUAUUCUGAGCUGCUACUUGUCAUUUUGAGAUGUACUACUUGAUUGAGAACAGUUUAUUUUGCCACUGAAAGAUAUUGAAGAAAUGUGGAUGAAUAUUUCAAUUCCUUCAGUAUUUUAUUGUAUUUUUAGCCUUGUAUUUAGAGUUUAUAAUCAACUUCAAAGUACAAAAGUCUGAGCAAAGUAUUAGCAGGUUGAGUGAAGUUAUUAGGGAAACAUGUGCCAUUAGAAUUGCUGGAAAGGCAAGAGAACAGUAGAUAUGAAAGAUUUCCAUGUAUGUGUAUAUGAGUUUCAUUAAGAUGUGUUGUCACCAGCUAUCAUGUUAAGAAACCUUUUCAAAUGCCAUAUUUGUAUAGUUAGAGGGUGACAGAGGGCGAGCUCCAGAAAGGAUUAUAAUUCCAUUGCUGUGUCUCUCCAGCAGAUGGUAGUGCAUACUUGAGAGGUCUCUCUGUACUACACACUGUACACUUCCACUAUAACCAAUGGAGGAUCAAUGCCAGUAUACACUUCUUGGUAUCUCAUGUGCUUGACAAUGAAGUAUCACUGCAUUUCACUGUCCGGCAGAUACAUUUGUGUGACAUGAGUGUAAAGUUAUGCAGCCAGUGUGACUUUUGUCAUCAGCCCGUUUCUUGUAUACAUUUGUGUAUAAAAUAUACAGUAGACUAAUGCAAGAUUA